Mus musculus (house mouse) is the source of this 6285-nucleotide messenger RNA. RefSeq names its product schlafen 5 (gene Slfn5). The coding region runs from base 480 to 3134 and encodes 884 amino acids. The record is from RefSeq and is a predicted model, not a curated record. The transcript is spliced from 8 exons. Lineage: Eukaryota; Metazoa; Chordata; Mammalia; Rodentia; Muridae.
AGUCCUUUUCCGCCUCCACCCUCACUCCCAGUUGCAGCAUAUCCUGCUCUGGAUCCUUUCGAACUACCCUGUCCCCCCCUUCAGCCCCCAAGCAGCAACUUGUUCUGCAGGAAACCGCGCCUGGAGGGUAAAGGUGCCUCCACCGACCCAUCAUCCUGAAGAUCGCUGUCCUUGUUAACUGAGGUUACUGGAAGCACUGGGGUUUCCUGGUCCAUGGAACAGGACUGCUUUCUGCAGAUUGCCCCGCCCCAUGCGAUGUCACUGCGCUCAGCUGAUUUAAGGACAAGAGCACACAGGGUAGAGGUCUCCACUCUGGACCCAGGACAUCAGCUCUGAUUCCAGGAGACGGGGCGCCCUGCGGGCUGCGGAGGACAGACUCCGGCGGUUUCCUGGAGGUUCCAGCAAGACACCAUCUCACCACUUGCCGCUCUAGAGCUCAACCUUUGGCCAGGAAAAGAUUUCAGCUAAAGGCGGAGAAGAUGAGUUUCCUGGAGGAUUUGGAACUGAACUUUGCGGAAUGUAUACAAGAUGGAGGAAAAGCGACCCUUGGGGUUAGGCAAAGGGAGGAAAUGGAUACCACACACUGCAUGAAACAGAACGAAAUCAUCUCGCAAGCCGUGUGCGCUCUGCUGAAUUCCGGUGGCGGAGUGGUCAGGGUUGAGAUUGAGAACGGAGACUAUAAUUUUGAGAGGGAUGGAGUUGGCUUGAAUCUGCCACCAUUGUUCAGAAACCAUUUAGACGAGAUGCUGUAUGGAAAGCUCUUUUUAAUAUAUGUGAGUUCGUGGGACGUGGCAGCCUCUCACGUGAGGCUCGCUACCCUGUGCUCCAAUUUGUACCACAGAUGUGGAACAUUUACUGAGGUCAUGGAUCCUGAAAAAGCCCUGAAAUUCCUCAAAAGGGUCCAGGAUCCUAGGAUUCUUGGUGACUCUGACUCGCUAAAUCUACAGGAAGCUCCUGUAGAUGACGCUCAGAUGAUCUUAGCUUCUGAUUUGUUUCAUAGCCCGCAGCUCCAGUACCUGGAAAAACUCAACUUCACAAAGUCCUCACACGUUGAAUUUCAAAUGUUCUCGGCAGACCUUUCCCAGGGCAUUAGAGAGAGACUUCCCAAGUGUGUUUCUGCACUUGCCAAUUCUGAAGGGGGCUAUGUGUUUUUUGGUGUGCAUGAUGAGACCCGUCAUGUCAUUGGAUGUGAAAAGGAAAAGAUAAAUUGUACCAACUUGAAAUCUACUAUCGAUGCCUGUAUCAGGAAGAUGCCUGUCUACCACUUCUGUGGACAAAACCACAAAGUGCAAUAUGAGCUUAAAUUCCUUGAAGUGUAUGAUAAGGAGGCCCUCCAUGGGUAUGUCUGUGCAAUCAAGGUCGAACGAUUCUGCUGUGCAGCAUUUGCCAAAGCGCCCGAUUCCUGGGAGAUAAAGGACAAUAAUAAGAAGCCGCUAACUGCGAAUGACUGGGCCUCUCGGAUGAUAGAAAUCAACCCAGACCUUUCCAGUUUCCCUCAGAUGAUCCCCUGGAAGAGUAUGUUAAACACCACACCCUGCAGCAAGACCGUGUUCACACAUAAAUAUUUGAAAUGUGUGGAAGACCUGCAGAAGGAUUACUUUCCAGUGUCACCCAACAGGAUUACAUAUACUCCAGAGAGCGUCUACAAGGACCUCUUCGCAGAUUACAGAGGACUAAGAAACUUAAUAAAUAUGGAAAUGCGCUGUUUCUCUCAAGGGAUAUUGAUCUUCUCCCACAGCUGGGCUGUAGAUCUAGGUCUUCAGAGGAGGCAAGAUGUCAUCUGUGACGCUCUUCUGAUUUCCCCGAACAACGUUCCAAUCCUGUACACCAUUUGCAACAAGUGGGAUCUGGGGAACAGGCACUAUUCCAUGAAAGUUGCCCGUACCCUGAAGCAGAAGCUGGUGAACAUGGGUGGCUACCCUGGAAGAUUAGGCAUCAUUCCCUUGGUCUUACCACUGGGUUCUCACCAAAGAGUAAGGAAUGACUUAGAAAUGCCAGUGUACCCCGAAUCCUAUAACUUCAUAACCACACAGCAGGUGGAAGCUCUGUUGCAAUCUCUUGUGAUCAUCUUGUUUGGGUUCAGACCCCUGUUAAAUGAAGAGUUAAACUUGGAGUCUGAGACUGUGGCCCUGCUCUCAGACCAACAGUACGGGUUGCUUUCAACUAACCUGAGCAAGCACAGAGAGAUGUUUGUUCACGGCUUACCUGGAUCAGGGAAGACCACUCUAGCUCUCAUGAUCGUGGGGAAGAUCAGGAAUGUGUUCAACUGUCAAGCUGACAACAUUCUUUACAUCUGUGAGAACCAGUCCUUGAAGAGGUUCAUUGUGAGGAAAAACGUUUGCCAGGCAGUGACACGGAAAACCUUCAUGAAAAAUACCUUUGAUAAUGUGCAACAUAUCAUCGUGGACGAAGCUCAGAAUUUCCGAACGGAGGACGGGAACUGGUACGCAAAGGCCAAAGCCAUCACUCAGAGAGCGAGAGAUGGCCCAGGAGUUCUCUACAUUUUUCUGGAUUACUUUCAGAUCAAUCACUUGUGUUGCAGUGGCCUCCCUGAGCUCCAACACCAGAAGCCGUUAUUGAAGCUCACCAGAAUGCUCCGCAGCGGAGACAACAUAACCAGCUACCUUCAGGAUAUAAUGCAUCAAAUCAGAGAAAAUCCUCCCCCAAAUGUCCCCCAAGAAGCCUUGAUGGUGGGUGAAGAACUUGAAUGGGGUCCAGAUGUCACAGGCAACUUAGAGAUUACUGAUAACUUGAAUUUGGAGCAGAUGUCAGUCUAUGUAGCAGAGAAAUGCCAGAGUCUUUGGAGGUCUGGCUAUUUCACGGAUGUUGCUGUUCUUUUCACUAGAGCCAGAGAUAUAGAAAAAUGUAGAGACAAGCUUCUGCUAGCAAUGAGGAGGAGGUCCAUGUCUCAGCUCGCUGAGGAGCCCAGUUUACUAGUGCAGGUCAGGGAGGGGUUGGAUAGUCUGGGUAGUCACGUCGUGUUGGAGAGUGUUCACCGAUUUUCAGGCAUGGAAAGAAGUAUUGUGUUUGGGAUCAUUCCAAUGGGAUCUGAGACGGCCAUUUUCUACAAUGCUCUGCUCUGUCUGGCUUCCAGGGCAAGGACACAUCUGUAUAUUGUAAAGGUUGUGUUUUGAUAGGAAGAUGCCAGUUUUCAGUUAGCUUGGGUUGGUCUCUAGCUGUCUUUGAAGCUCUUUGAUCUAAACAUUUAAGCACCAAAAACAUUUCAUGUACAAUCAGCCACACUCAGGGCAAGCAAAUAUGAGUAUGGGGGAUGUAGACAGUAGGAAGAGACAGCAGAGCAAUUAGCUGGCACUGAGAUAUCCUUUCUCUCUCUCUCUCUCUCUCUCUCUCUCUCUCUCUGUGUGUGUGUGUGUAUGUGUGUGUGUGUAUCAGGAAGGACUGGUUGUUUGAGGUAGGCAGGAAAGAGCUAAUUAUGAGAUGACUGCUGACUUCUCGUAGACUCAGAUAUUUUCCUUGUUUUUAACACAGCCACCGGCAGAAAUGCUUGAUCUUGGUGUGUGGAGGGAGCAUGAAGGGGAGAGGGGGAGAGAGUGUGUCCAUCUUUAGCAGGACAUAGUUUGAAAUGUAAGUUCACAAACUGCAAGCUAUGAUUUCAGGGUGAGUCCAGUUCAGUUUAGCUUGUCGAGUUGCUUCCUGUUUUGCCUUUCAUCGGCAUUGCUGUUUCUGAUCUUUGCCUUCUACAUGACUUAUUUAUUCAGAAUCUUUGACUCCGCCUUAAUACUAUUCCUGUGGGGACCCAGAGUUACUACCGUCAAAGUGCCAAAGUGUGGGUGCAGUGGUUUGGAAGGUAGAGGGCCGAAGAGGAAGAAUGUACAGAGUCUAAGCCUGGCAUCACUCCACACUUAAUUUAGUAACCACAGUAUGCAAACAUAAGUCAAAUAUCUCUGCUCUCUGUGCGCUCCCCAGUUCAAACAGCCUUUCGAAGGCCGUUGCUGAAAAAAUACUCAUUUGUCAUUUGCUUUAGGUCUCUGUAUAGCCCUGGCUGUCCUGGAACUCACUCUGUAGACCAGGCUGGCCUCGAACUCAGAAAUCCACCUGCCUCUGCCUCCCGAGUGCUGGGAUUAAAGGCAUGUGCCACCACGCUCGGCUUCUCUGAAACUCAAUAUUUAGAGCCAAACAGAGCAAACUUUUCUGGGAGACACAAACAAACAAAAAUCCAGAGUUCAUUUCCAGGGAUGAUUUGCAGGAGCAAAUCAUGAAAACUUAAGGAAAAUGAAUAAACAUAGAGAGUAUGAUAUAAAUUGAAUAACUUAGAGAAAAAAAAUCACACAUUCUAAUGGGUGGAUCGGAACCUACCAUGUUUAUCAGAGAGUGUGUGGGUAUGGGUGAGUGUGGGUGUGGAUAAUAAUCAGAAAAAAAAGACAAAGAAGCUUGGGGAAAUGGAGGGCUGGAGAGUAGGGCAUCAGGACACAUGUGCUAUGAAGCAGAAAGGAUGCUGUGGGGAGAUGGAAGUGGAGUCACAAGGGAAGGCUCAGGGAGGGGAGGGGCACAGAUAUUAGCAAAAUACUGUAAAAAAAUAAACUUGAACAUAGAAUCGGUUUGCUUUAGGCAUCUAGUUACAUUCUUAGAGAAUUUAUAUCAAAGAAAUUUACUUCUAGCCAGGAAGUGAUGGCACACACCUUUAACCCCAGAACUCAGAAGGCAGAGGCAGGUGGAUCUCUGAGUUGGAGGCCAGCCUGGUUUACAGAGUGAGUUCUAGGACAUCUAAGGUUAUACAGAAAACCCCUGUCUCAAAAAGCAAAGCUGAGCCAAGCCAAGCCAAGCCAAACCAAACCAAACCAAACCAAACCAAAUCAAACCCAAAAACCACCAUCAACAAAAAAACUCCAAACAAAUGACAAAGAGCCAGGUAGUGGUGGUGCAUAGCUUUAAUCUCAGCACUAUGGAGACAGAGACAGAAGGAUCUCUUAAGUUUGAGCUAGCCUGGUCUACAGAGUGAGUGUCAGGAUAGCCAGAAAGGUCAAGAAACAAUAUGCUGGGGAAAUGCUGGCAGCAAAUGUCAUAAAUAUUUUUUCCCUAAAGUUUCUAUUCAUGGUAGUUUAAUCCCAGCACUCAGGAGGCAGAGGCAAGUGGAUCUCCGUGAGUUUGAGUCCAACCUGGUCCACAUAGUGAGUUUCGGGCUAACCAGGGUUACAUACUGAGACCUUGUCUCAAAAUUUUUUUUUAUACAUAAAAGAAAAAUUUCCGGGCUGGUGAGAUGGCUCAGUGGGUAAGAGCACCCGACUGCUCUUCCGAAGGUCAGGAGUUCAAAUCCCAGCAACCACAUGGUGGCUCACAACCAUCUGUAACGAGAUCUGACUCCCUCUUCUGGAGUGUCUGAGGACAGCUACAGUGUACUUACAUAUAAUAAAUAAAUAAAUAAAUAAAUCUUAAAAAAAAAAAAAUAUAAAAAAAAAAAAAAAAAAAAAAGAAAAAUUUCCAAGAUUAAAGGAAAACUGGACAAAGAAUUUGACAGGAAGAGCACAGAAGGAGUUUAAAAAGCUCCUACACAUGGGGGAGACAUCCCUUACGGUGGCAUGAGUGUCACAUAACCAGGUGUGUGACAACAUGCUGUUUGGAGAGAAAGACCUGGCAAUGGCCAUGAUAUGCUUGGAUGUUUGUAACCUUUUACCCUGAGAUUCAUUCCUAAGGAACUUAUUCUGCACAGACAGCUUGCACACAUGUAAAAAGCUUCUGGGUCGACGUAUAGAGUUUUGCUUCUAGUAGCAGAAAGCACAGCAGUAGUAAACACAAUACAGAUGAGUUGAAGGGAGUAAUUUACAGAAAAUCACAACACACCAUCAUAUCACGAAGCCAUAAAAAGUGAGAUCGCCCUUGUAUUUAUGUGGGGCCAUCUCUAAGAUGUUCUGUAUUGUGACCAAAGUCUACCUAUCCUGUGCCUCUAGGGCCGACACACAUGCUUGCAGAUGCUUUCAGGAUUUUUUUUUUUUAAAUAAACCUUAAAAUCUCUGGAGCAGGGGCAUCGGUGCCCAGGGAGAAAGACAGCUUCUGCUCUUUUGGACUCUAGGUUCUCUACCAUGUGGCACUUGAUGAAGUUUUGCUUUGCAUAUGUUUUUACUUAUAAAUGUAAUGGAUUUAUAAAUGACUUUCUCAGUUUUUAUCAACCUGUAUCCUGGUAAACAUUUCAUAAUCAUAGUGGGUAUUAAUAGUGGGUAGUGAAUGGGGAAUUUGAAAACUAUACAAUGUAGGAUGUAGAAGUGCUGACACACUGUUCAAGCUUUUUUUAAAAAAUAAAAUAAAGGACAUAAGAUAUUGCAACUAAAA